AUGACGUCAGAAACGGCCGUUGGGGAGCAGGCGCCCGCUCGCGCCAGCCCCGCCGCGUCACGUGGUUCGCACCUCGCGCCAGCCCGCCAUUUUGUGCUUCGAAGCAGGAUGCGGCCGGGCCUCAUUGCCGCCCCGCUGUUGGGGCUGCUGCUGCUGCUGCAGACGGGCGCCGGCGUCCUGGCGCUGUGGACGGCCAGGAGGGCCCCCGCGGGCACGUGGCGGCCGCGCGGUAACGCUGCGCUCCCCCGGGCAGGGUGCGGGGAGCAGCCGCUCGUGGACCAGCUGUCGGGGCCGCGGAUCGUGGGCGGCCGGGACGCGCCGCUGGGAGCCUGGCCCUGGCAAGUCAGCCUGCAGGUCUUCCGGCCCGGCCUGGGCUUCCGGCACCUGUGCGGCGGGGCGCUGGUGGCCGAGCGCGUCGUGCUGAGCGCCGCGCACUGCGCGCGGGACCGGCGGGACCCAAGCCAGUGGAGGGCUAUGAUUGGUGUAAAUAACCUUUUUAAACCUGAGAGACAUACUGUGAAAAGCAGUGUUGAAGAAAUUGUUAUCCAUCCAGAAUUCAAGAAGGAGACUUUUGAAAAUGACAUUGCAUUAUUUAAACUAGAUAAAUCUUUAGGCUACAGUGACUACAUUCAGCCCAUCUGCUUACCCUUUGCUCACUUUCAUGUAAAUAUUGAAAACCGGACACAAUGCUUCAUAACUGGUUGGGGCAGUAUUUCUGAGAAAGGUGAAAGCGCACGUAUAUUACAAGAAGCUGAAGUAUAUAUUAUUCCUUCAGAUAUUUGUAACGGUUUUGAUUGGUAUGCAGGGAUGAUUACUGCAAAUAUGCUUUGUGCUGGUGAUGAAUCAGGAGGUAUAGAUAGUUGUCAGGGAGACAGCGGUGGACCGUUAGCAUGCUAUGAUCCUUCUGCCAGCAAAUACUACCUGACAGGGAUUACAAGUUUUGGGUUUGGCUGUGGCCGGCCUAGGCUUCCUGGAAUCUACGUGCGUAUGUCUCAGUAUGACAGAUGGGUAAACACUCAUAUUUUGCUGGGCAGCAAAUCUACAGCUAUGAGCAUUGCACUGGCCUUGAACUUCUUAUGUGUAGGGUGGAUAUUACUAGAGACUGCCUGAAGAGCAUGCUCUUAUUUCAGUGUAACAGACAUUUCAGUAUUUUCUCAAGUUGCCACUUGAACGUUGUCCAGUGGGGCAACUACUCAUGUUUUUUUUUUUUUAUAAAUAACUAUCAUUAACAAAUGUGGAUAAAUGCUUUUUUCUUUAUUAGCACAAGGUGUUUUAUCCAUCUAUUCCACAUACAUACAUGGCCUAUAAUGAAGCCUUUUACUUUUUGAAUUGGUACUAAUCAUUGUGUGUCAUAAGUAAGUGAAGCAAAGCAUAAGCAGUAGAGAGAUUUUAUAGAGUUAUAUUAGCAUAUUCUGUGGGCUUCACCUUUAAAAAUAUGAAAGCCAGUCUAUUAUAAGGCUAUGUAUUAUGUUGAUAAGUAGGCAUAAAACAGUAGUUUUUGUCAAAGUAAAGCAGAAAAUUAUUAUUUUGGCCAAAUCACAAAAUGCAUUCCAUUCAAGGCUUGAAGGGACAUGGUCAACUAUACUUUGCUCUGUAUUAUUGUACCAUUUACGUUAUUGUUCUAUUAUUACAAUAUCUUAGCAUCUAGGAAAUAAAAUGCAUUUCACACCAAGAUAAGUCCUGAUUUAGUUUUGUCUGUAGAUAAAAUUCCCAAACAUGCCAGUAAAUUCACACUCUGUGGGAAUGUAGUUGCAUAGAAAUUAUUUAGGAAGGAACAUUCCCUCCUUUUCAGGUAAAUACAACUUACUGUAUUUAUUUAAAAGUGUGUGUGAUUUGUACAAUCCGUUCCUACCCGUCACUGAGUUCAGCACAAAUAUAAGGAGAAAUGAACAGUAAUCUUUCUACUAUAAAAUGUGACACUGACCAUAUAAAUAAUAAACUGGAGUCAGAAAUAAUUUUGGUCUUUUUUUUUUUUUUAAACCCAGUCUCUUUUCAGCUCUAGUAAUCAGGUGUGGUCAGCAUUUACAGGCAAAAAGGGAUUUUUAAACUAGCUCAUGCUCCCUCUGCUGGAUUACUAGCAGCAAAGCAUAGAGUGUUUUCUAAUUGUAGGUAAUGGCAAAGAUUCAUUUAAAACUGAUAGCCCCUUCCUCCACAAGCCACAAAAAUCUACACACAGAUAGCCAGAAAAUUUACUUAGGAAUUUCUACUAUAAUCUUAAUUUUAAGGGUAUUUUGAACCUGGGACAACAGUUUCCUUUUAACUAGCAAUUAAUUUUGAUUCAAUAAACAACAAACAUUAGAAUUUUAUUUCGGGGUCUUUAUUACUGAGGUCAAUAGUUGCAGCCACCUAUAUUUCAACAAAUAUUUACAGUUCAUAUGAAGUAUGUACCUAUGUUUGGAGAGAAAUGGAGCGAUGGUAUUCAGUGUUUAUUUACAUUCCUUUCUGGAUACAGUUUUGUAAUUAUUACCACAUAUAUAUAUAAGCAAAUUGUAUGCAUGUUGCCAGGUAACUUCCUCCUGACCAAAAAAAAACACUUGCAAGAACAAGCCAGUACAAUUGCUUCCAUAAUAAUAAAAAAGGCCUAAGCUCCUGCUUCUUAAAACAUUACAUCAACGGGAUAGUAACUGAUUAACGUAUUUCUCAACAGCAGCUAGGCAGGAUUCUUUGGGUAAAUGUGAUCUUUUUUAUUAGACCAACUAAAUAGUUGGUAAAAUUGUUCUUUGCAAUUUUCUGGGCACAGGCACCCUUCUUCAAAAGAUAUCACAUCUACCCAAAGAACCUUGUCUGCUUAUGCCCUUAAACCAACAUGACUUCAACCAACAGCCCUCAAUUCAGCUCAGUGGUGAAGUGGAGCUAGAAUCAGCUGCUAAUACAACCUUGCAAUUUGUCAGCUUUUUAAAAAAAAAUUGCCAUAAAGGGAUCUUUACAAAAAACAACAGAAAAACAGCAAACAGUCAGGAUCCAAAUACCAUCCAGGAGAACUAGUGAGCUUGGUAAAGCAUUAAUUCUGAUAGUCAAACUCUGCUCACAGAUGCACACCUGUCUCCUUUUCAAGUUAAUGAAAGUUUUGUGCACCUCCAAGGGCAGAGGUUGCCAGAAGGGUGCUGAAUGCCUUCUGAGAAAUGCUCGUUAUCCUACACUCCCAUCGUUCCUAAAGAAAGCAUAAGGCAGUUUGCACCUCUUAGCAUAGGUUCGUUCCAUCAUAAAUACUGAAAGCCAGCCUUGCAGUUUUUACCAGUGCUGAGCAACAAAUGCAUUUUAAACGCUUCUUCAAGAUUUUUGUACAUGAUUUGUGAACUCCAUUUUGUUUCUAGGAACUGUAGAGGGAACUAUGUCCCAUGACAGUUGCAUUUGCUGAAGUUUAUAAAGAUAACAUGCAAGUCACUACCACAGCUCAUGUAGUGCAAAGUUCUGACUUAUCUGCAAACAGUCUAUGCUGGCUAGGAAGCCAGGUACUACAAACAAACCAAAAAAAAUAAGACUGACGACUCAAACAAAUGUCGAGUGACCUCAUAUAAGCAGUACACAUGUAGGAAGUAAAUUAAUCUUUAAUUCCACUUGUUUGGGCUAGAACAACGCAGUCAAACACAGCACUGCCUCUUAGUAGUAACACAGUCUGUUGUGCAAUUCCAAUACAUAUAACUGGAACCAGAAUGCAGUCAAAACUAUGGAAAAAAUAGUGCAUUACCAUUCAUGCAAAAGCAAUGCCUAUAUACGGUUUUAUUUGUACCCAAGAGUCCUGAUCACGCUAAAUAUCCUUUAAUUGUUCAUUUGAAAAAAAAAAAACCAAUAAAAAUGAUACAUACCAAAAUUCCUGAUAGCAUUUUGCAUUAAGUUCAAACACAUGCAAAGCUUUAUUGAGUAUGCCAAAAAAACUUAACCUAUUUUUUCCAAUAAGAUUUUUUUAGGAUUUAUUAUUUUUGUAAAUUGCCUAGAGAUGCAUAUAAGAGUAAUUCAAAUAUUUCCCACCCCAGAGGAUUUAAAUUUACUUUGUACUAUCCAUAAAAAUAUAUGAUUGAAAAUCUGAGACAUAAAAUAUUCUAUUUGUUUACUAAAAGGAGCUGUAUAAACAGUAAAAACUGUUAAAAUAGGCAUAUAAAUUCAAUUUCAGAAUUUGUAAAGAUUUUAGUUUAACUAUAAAAUAUACCCACCAUCUAACUGUUUAAUAGACUACUUUGUUACAAAGAUACCAUUUUUUGUAAAAUAUCGCCUACCUUACAAAAUAAGUUUGGUAAUUGUGCACUCUUUUUCAAAAUUUAUAAGCCCUAUAUUAGAACCUUAUUAACCCCUUUGGUAUGUAUCGUUAGCUCUUUUUUUUUUUUACUGUUCCUUUUUUGGUGUGUAAACUUUACAACUAAACACAGUAGGAUUUCCAAGCAGAAUAAGCAAUGCAUGUUCAGUUGUACAUAUAAAUCAGCACACAAUUUAUUUUUCAAUUAUAGAAGCUUAUCUCACACAGUAAUCAAGAACACAACUAUUUAAAAAGCAUUUUUCAACAGCUCUGGCUCAGCUGUACCCAUUCUACCAAAAACUAGGUUUAAAGUAAUUGGAUGUGUUUAAUACACUUAAGUUGCCAACACCUUAAUACUCAUGUGCCUUGGACAUCUUCCAGGAUUAGGCCUGAAAAAUAAUUUGCAUUGCUUUCUGUGAAACCUCCGUUUGAGAAACACAGCAAACAUUUCAUAAAACAAAAACCCCUAAAGCCCUUUAAACCCUAAGCCCUUUAAACAAACUGCCAGCUGAGACAAGUAAAUAUAACUUAUAUUUUUAUCAAAGUAUUAGUUUCUUUUUAUCUUCUACACCUGUAAGUUAGAAGUUACAGGUUGAAAUAAAAAAUAUUUACAUACAAAUAACUGAAAUAAAAGAUAAGGAUCAGAAAACAAUAAGAAAUUAAAACAUACUGGUUAUAUAUGUUGCUAAUCUUGGUAAGCUAAUGGGAAGGAUUCCAUUUACCCACAUUUGAAUUGUAAUAAAAUAUUGCUGCUGUUACAAAAUUGAUUUUUUUUUAGUUCAGGAAACUCAAGUCACUUGUCAGGUAAAAAUGUGCAUGUCGUUUUAUUGUAGAUAUAAUCUUGAAUGUAAUGAUAUUUCCAGUUGCACCAGCAAGAAUUUAGGUUAGGUUUCUUGUUUCCUUUUUUGUAUUUUGUCACCAUCUUGUAAAUAAAAUCUUUACAGUCUUUAA
Molecule: messenger RNA, 5182 nt
Organism: Alligator mississippiensis (American alligator)
Lineage: Eukaryota; Metazoa; Chordata; Crocodylia; Alligatoridae
Gene: TMPRSS12
Product: transmembrane serine protease 12
Exons: 5
Coding region: 1-1110 (369 amino acids)
Biological process (GO): proteolysis
Molecular function (GO): serine-type endopeptidase activity
Source: RefSeq, a predicted model, not a curated record